Messenger RNA from Hydatigera taeniaeformis, 1725 nucleotides. The record is from the annotation of a GenBank genome assembly. Lineage: Eukaryota; Metazoa; Platyhelminthes; Cestoda; Cyclophyllidea; Taeniidae.
AAACCUAAUUCAGAUAUUAUUGGCUCAAUUGACUCUCUGGAAACUAAUGAAAAUUUGGAACCUUCUGGCUUGUCAUGUGCGGAUGGAACUGCAAUUGACUGUGACCUUCCAUCCAUUUCGAUUACAGAAGCUAGCGUUCAAUCUGCAACCGAGUGCCUCCUUCCAACUGGCAUUAUUUCACAUGCUGAUAGUGAACUUCAGUUAUCAGUGAAUCGAGACCUAUCUUUUGCUGAGGAGGCUGACUGUGUCCCUCUACUGUGCCUCAGCACUUCGGCGGCUACCACUCCAACUACUCAUAAUAAGAUGCCACUUGGUGGUCAUUCAACUCAACAUAAUAGCUCUUUUCACAACUUAUCUUUGCGCUGCUUGUCACCUGCAGACGCCAAGCUGACUACAUUGAAUGCACCUGCUUGCUCUGGAAAAAGAAAAUCGGCUUCUCAGAGCUCUGAUGCGUUGCUAAAUUUCGGGAAGGAAAUGCCUGACUGCACGGCGAAUAGUGGUUCAGAAGCCCUUGAAGAUUUACUGACUCAACUGAAAACAGAUGAACCACCGAAGCAAGUUCAAUCCAAGGCGCAGUCCGAUAUUUCAUUUGUGAUUUCUGACGGUUCAUCAUCGAGUGAUUUGGAAUUGGGCAAUGAUCCCAGUUUCUACCAUCGGAUCGACAAUGCUUAUUUGAAGGGAUCUUUGAAGCAAAUGGCGUCUUUGAGAAACAAACCACGAUUCGACUCCAAUUCUGAUAGCGGCGACGAAGUGAAGUCAUGUGACUCUGAACUAUCAGAGACUGAUGAAUUUUAUCCUCAUCCGCGAGCCGACUCGCACCCAUCAGUCGUAGAUGUUCCACGAAGAAGUCGCCUACGUAGUGCAGAAAAGGCGACUCAUUUGAAGGCAAUUGAAAACGGUUCCACGCUGCCCUUCAUAUAUUCGUUGAGUCCAUUGGAUAUUAUGGCUUCUUCACAAACAUCCAUCUUCAAACGUCAUCCCAGUGCUGAAAGGUUCGUGAAGAAUUUUAAAAAGAAUCGAGAGGAGCUCGCAAAUCGCCUUUUGACGGAGUUCAACGAAGCUAUUUUUGCAAACCAGCUUCCGGGAGAGCUUCGAGUGAUAUGGAAUGAACGCCUUCUCAAAACGGCUGGUCAAUGCGUUUACCUAAAAAGGAAUUCUAAGCAUCCGGAUGGUUCGGUGACCUCGGCACGAGAGGUGCGGAUCGAGCUCUCGGGCAAGGUGUGUACGUCAGCCGAGCGUGUGCGCGACACUUUGCUGCAUGAGGCAUGCCACGCUGCGGUGUGGCUGGUGCAUGGCCUCAAUGAUGGCCAUGGACCCCUGUGGCGAUCCUUUGCUCGCAGAGCCAAAGCCGUCUUUCCUCACCUACCACCCAUCACGGUGCGUCACACCUACGCCAUCGAUACCCGCUUCACUUAUCGUUGCUCCGGUUGCCUCACUACCAUCAACCGGCACUCCAAAUCUCUUGACAUUCGAAAGAAGGUCUGUCUUUCAUCCGCGCUUUUCGUCAACAAAAAUGGCAAACUUGUGCCCGUCAAUUCGGCAGACGGGAAAACGGCGACAACCGCAGAAACAAGUUCCUGUCCGCGAUCCGUGUUUGCUGACUUUGUGAAGGUACAUUACAGGGAGGUACGUGGUGCAUCCUCCACCCACAAAGAUGCAAUGGUUCAACUCAGUAGCAUGUUCCAUUCCAUGAAACUUAAAAGUGACCAGGAAAAGGAGGGUUAA